This is a messenger RNA of Miscanthus lutarioriparius, 3438 nucleotides long. Lineage: Eukaryota; Viridiplantae; Streptophyta; Magnoliopsida; Poales; Poaceae. The record is from the annotation of a GenBank genome assembly.
AUGGCAACAGUUGCUGCCACAGAAGUUGCAGUGGUUGACAAGAAGGCAGAUGCUAAGAUGGAGAUUGCUGGGCUGGAGGCCAAGGAGGAAAAGCCGGUGAAAGGCUGCAUCUUUGGGACUAAGAGGAAGUUCCCUAACACAGAAGCGCUGGAGGAGUCGCCAUAUGUUGAUGAAUUUCAUGAGGAGAGGAAGGGUACUGCAGUUUGUAAGGAUCCCCCCUCUGUUUCCUCGGCAACAAUAAAGACGAAUGGGAAGCCAGCAUGUACAAAUAUCAUGGACUAUGUUCUCCAGAAGAAGCUACGAGUUUGGUGUUCUUCACCAAAUGCAAAGUGGGAACUUGGACAGAUCCAAUCAAUAUCUGGAGAUGAUGCUGAAAUACUCCUGGCUAAUGGAAAAGUUUUGACGGUGUCACCAGAACAACUCUUGCCUGCCAACCCUGAUAUCCUCGAUGGAGUGGAUGAUUUAAUCCAGAUGAGUUACUUGAAUGAACCUUCAGUUCUUUACAAUCUGCAAUUGCGACAUUCUCACGAUCUUAUCUAUACAAAGGCAGGACCUGUUCUGAUUGCUUUCAAUCCAUUAAAAGAAGUUGCACUCUAUGGGAAGUCUUCAAUCAUGCAAUACAAGCAAAAGACCAACGAUGACCCACAUGUGUAUGCAGUUGCUGAUUUGGCAUUUAAUGAGAUGCUGCGAGAUGGCGUAAACCAAUCUAUAAUAAUAAGUGGUGAAAGUGGAGCAGGAAAAACUGAGACGGCUAAAAUUGCAAUGCAAUAUUUGUCUGAUCUUGGGGGUGCUAGUGGUACGGAGUCUGAGGGCAAGUUUAUUGAAAUACACUUUUCUGAAACUGGGAAAAUGUGUGGUGCUAAAAUCCAGACCUUCCUGCUUGAGAAGUCGAGGGUGGUUCAAAGGGCACAAGGAGAGAGAUCUUACCAUAUUUUCUAUCAACUGUGCUCUGGAGCUCCUCCACUUCUCAAAAAAAAAUUGUUUCUGAAAAGCGCCAGUGACUACAAUUACUUGAAGCAGAGUAAUUGCUUGAAAAUCGAUGGUGUUGAUGAUUCAAAAAAGUUCACAGUGCUAGUGGAUGCAUUGGAUACUAUUCAAAUAUCUAAGGAAGACCAAAUGAAAUUAUUUUCUAUGCUUGCAGCUGUCUUGUGGCUGGGAAACAUAUCAUUCUCUGUGAUUGAUAAUGAAAACCAUGUGGAAGUUGUUUCAAACGAAGGGUUGGCUACUGCUGCAAAGCUAUUAGGCUGCACUGCAAAUCAACUAGUGACUGCUAUGUCCACUCGUAAAAUCCGAGCUGGAAAUGACAGUAUCGUUAAAAAGCUGACAUUAACUCAGGCCAUUGACGCAAGAGAUGCACUAGCAAAGUCAAUCUACGCCAAUUUAUUUGACUGGAUUGUUGAGCAAAUUAACCACUCACUUGGAACGGGGAGGCAAUUUACAUGGAGAUCCAUAAGUAUUUUGGAUAUUUAUGGGUUCGAGUGUUUCAAUAAGAAUGGUUUUGAGCAAUUUUGUAUAAAUUAUGCCAAUGAGAGGCUGCAGCAGCACUUCAACCGACAUCUUUUCAAACUACAACAGGACGAAUACUUGGAAGACGGAAUUGAUUGGACCCCCGUGGAAUUUGUGGAUAACACUAAUUGCUUAUCCCUCUUUGAGAAGAAACCUCUAGGGCUAUUGUCAUUAUUGGAUGAAGAGUCUACUUUCCCAAAGGCAACAGACUUUUCCUUUGCUAACAAGCUUAAGCAGCAAUUAAGUGGUAACUCUUGCUUCAAGGGUGAAAAAGAAGGCACAUUUAAGAUUUGCCAUUAUGCAGGGGAGGUGACAUAUGAUACAGCUGGGUUCCUGGAGAAGAACAGAGAUCCAUUGCACUCUGAGUCAAUCCAACUACUAUCAUCAUGUAAAUGUGAACUUCCAAAACAUUUUGCCUCUGUCAUGGUUGCUGAUUCUCAGAAUAAAUCAAGUCUGUCAUGGCAUUCAGUAAUGGAUACACAGAAACAAAGUGUUGUAACGAAAUUUAAGGCUCAACUGUUCAAGCUGAUGCAGCAGUUGGAGAGUACAACCCCACAUUUUAUUCGAUGCAUUCAACCAAAUAGCAAACAACAUCCCAGGUUAUUCGAGCAUGAUCUUGUCUUGCACCAGCUUAAAUGCUGUGGGGUGCUUGAAGUUGUUCGGAUAUCAAGAACAUGCUAUCCAACUAGGAUCACUCACCAACAGUUUGCUGAAAGAUACGGAUUUCUUCUCUUGCGUUCCAUUGCAUCUCAAGAUCCACUUAGUGUUUCAAUUGCUGUUUUGCAACAGUUUAACAUUCCCCCUGAAAUGUAUCAAGUUGGCUACACGAAAUUGUUUUUCCAUACAGGACAGGUUGCUGCACUGGAAAAUGCUAAAAGACAGAUGCUUCAUGGAAGCCUCUGUAUUCAGAAGCACUUCCGGGGUUUGCAUUCUCGACAGGGAUAUCAACGACUAAAGAAAGGGGCAAUGAAUUUGCAAUCAUUUAUACGCAGUGAAAGAGCAAGAAUACACUUUGAUAAUCUUGUCAAGAGAUGGAGGGCAGCUGUUCUUAUACAGAAGUACACUAGGCGUCGACUUGCAGCUAACAUGUUUAAUGAUCAACUGAGUCAUAUCAUUCUUCUUCAGUCCGUGAUGCGUGGGUGCCUGGCCAGAAGGAAAUACAAGUGCCUGCAGAAUGAAAAGGAGUCAAAGGCCAGUCACAACAUAGUUCAAGGGGACACAAGGAAGAAUAAUUCCGAGUCAAGAAUUUGCCAUGAAAUGAAUGGGCAUUAUCCUCACGAACCAGUCAUCACUGAGCUUCAGGGUGCAUUCAAAGCUGAGGCUGCAUUGCGGGACAAGGAGGAAGAAAAUGUAAUGCUAAAACGGCAAUUGGAACAGUAUGAGAGGAAAUGGUCGGAAUAUGAGGCCAAAAUGAAAUCUAUGGAAGAGGCAUGGAAGAGACAGCUCUCUUCUCUGCAGCUGAGCCUUGUUGCUGCUAAGAAGAGCCUAGCUGCUGAUGAUGCAACCACUAGAGCCGCUCGGACCGAUUUUACUCCAACACAUGCCCAGUAUGACUCUGAAGACACAUUGUCCACUGGGACCCAUACACCUGAAGUGAUAGAGUCGAGACACCACAACCACAACCCUGAAGCUAAAGUUUCAGCAGGAAACUCGGAUAGGCGAGUAAAUGCUGUGAACCACCUAGCAAAGGAGUUUCAAGACAGACGGCAGGUGUUCGAAGAUGAUGCAGGCUUCCUUGUUGCAGUCAAGUCCGGUCAGGUUGGUUCAAAUAUGAACCCAGACGAGGAACUCCGGAAGCUCAAGGACCGCUUUGCGACAUGGAAAAAAGAUUAUAAAUCUCGGUUGAAGGAGACGAAGGUAAACCUUAAUAAGGUUGGCACCCAUGAUGAGAAAUCGCGGAAAAGAUGGUGGGGAAAGAAGAGCUCGAAGUGA